Musca vetustissima is the source of this 1083-nucleotide messenger RNA. RefSeq names its product putative phosphatidate phosphatase. Gene Ontology annotation, biological process: signal transduction; phospholipid metabolic process; phospholipid dephosphorylation. NCBI's taxonomy places the organism in Eukaryota, Metazoa, Arthropoda, Insecta, Diptera, Muscidae. Gene Ontology annotation, molecular function: phosphatidate phosphatase activity. The transcript has a single exon. The record is from RefSeq and is a predicted model, not a curated record. Bases 1 to 1083 code for a protein of 360 amino acids.
AUGAAACGUCUAAAGAGCAUUGCCCGCAUUGUCUUCGACCUGCUGAUCUUUGUCGGUGUCUGCCUAUGCGAGCUGGGAUUACGCAAAUGGCUAAAACCGCAUAAACGCGGUUUCUUCUGUAACGAUGAAUCACUGCAGUAUCCCUAUCGUGAAAGUACGAUUACGGUGCCCAUGAUGGUGGGCAUCGUGUUGGCUGUACCCUGUUCCAUAAUUAUGGUAAUAGAAUUGUUUAAACAACUUUCUCCAUUGCCAUCUUCGGGUAGCUGUGAAAAACGUAAAUCUCCACAAUCCACGUCGAAGCAGAAUGGUGGCGGCUGUCGCAUUACCGAACGUUUAAUGCAUUGUUAUGCCCAAAUAGGUUAUUACCUAUUCGGGUUGGCUUUAACCCUCGUGGCAACACAUAUCACCAAAAAGACAGUGGGCCGAUUGAGGCCUCACUUUACGGCCGUUUGCCAGCCACAAAUGCCGGAUGGUUCUACCUGCAAGGAUUCCUUUAACUAUGGACGUUACAUCGAUGAUUAUGUGUGCGUGGGUCAAAACUAUACCGAAUCGAUUUUAAACCAAGUCGGCCAAUCCUUUCCCAGUGCCCACUCCAGUGUAUUUUUCUAUUCCAUGCUCUAUUUGGCCUUCUAUCUCCAGGCUGCUCUCAGUACCCGGGCCUCCAGGCUCAUGAAACAUUUGCUACAAUUCACCUUUAUCAUGUUUGCCUGGUAUGUGGCCUUGUCCCGCAUCUCCGAUUAUUGGCAUCAUUGGUCUGAUGUUUUGGGUGGCAUUAUAUUGGGCUCCGUGAUUGCCUUCAUCAUUAGCCACUAUGUGGCCCACAUUUUUGUACGCCGUCCCAUGCGUCUCAAUGGGAAUGUAGGACCCAAGCCUCCAGCCAAACCUGCUGCCUCGCCCGCCAACUCAUCGGGGAAAGGUAACUCCAACUCGCCACCAGUCUUGCCAGCCUAUACAUUUGGUACACUGCCUUAUUUACCACAUCCUCAUGCCACAGCUGCAGCAGUGGCGGCGGCAGCCGCACAUCAGCAGCAGCAACAGGCCCAAUAUGCCCAGACCUAUCACAAUUAUGGUUAUGUACCAUAA